Molecule: messenger RNA, 1071 nt
Organism: Zygosaccharomyces rouxii
Lineage: Eukaryota; Fungi; Ascomycota; Saccharomycetes; Saccharomycetales; Saccharomycetaceae
Gene: CAB2
Product: phosphopantothenate--cysteine ligase CAB2
Exons: 1
Coding region: 1-1071 (356 amino acids)
Biological process (GO): coenzyme A biosynthetic process
Cellular component (GO): nucleus; cytoplasm
Molecular function (GO): phosphopantothenate--cysteine ligase activity
Source: RefSeq, a predicted model, not a curated record
AUGGUUCCACGCUCUCCUAGUAAAUCGCAAAUUCAUACCUCUAUUACAGAGGUAUCUCAUGCAAUUGAUCGAUCAAUUAAUGAAGCUGCAUUCCCCAUAGCGCAGACGAGUGAUGAAGAUCGCUAUUUCCUUACAAAUCCUAAACCACCAUAUUUAGAAGAUCUAAUCAAAGAUGCAAAGGAAUUUAUUGGCUUACAGCGAUCACUAAACAGAGAUAAAAUCGUUUUAGUAACAUCGGGAGGUACAACGGUUCCCCUAGAAAAUAAUACAGUUAGAUUUAUUGACAAUUUUUCUGCUGGUACAAGAGGUGCAUCAAGUGCAGAACAAUUUUUAGCUAAUGGAUACAGCGUAAUUUUCCUUCACAGAGAGUUUUCGUUAGCACCUUUUAACAGACUUUUUACACAUAAUAUGGAGGCCCAAUUUCUGGACUAUAUUGAUACUAAUGGUAAUAUUAAACCAGAAUUUAGAGAUACUGUUCUUCGUAAUAAACGUCUUUAUGACAAGUACAUGGUGGAAGAUAAAAAAUUAUUAUUACUUCCGUUUACAACAGUCAAUCAAUAUCUUUGGUCUCUAAAGAGCGUUGCAAAAUUAUUAAAUUUUAGUGGUGGUCUUUUCUAUUUGGCAGCCGCUGUAAGUGAUUUUUUUGUUCCUUAUUCUAGAUUGCCUGAGCAUAAGAUUCAAUCUAGGGAUAAGGGUGGUGAUAGCGAAGCUGAAUCGAAUUCCACAACAACUUCUGAUGGUAAAUUAAUUGUUAAUUUAGAUCCUGUUCCUAAAUUUUUAAGAAGGUUAGUCGAAUCGUGGGCUAAACAAGCCAUGAUUGUAUCCUUCAAAUUAGAGACAGACGAAAGUAUUUUAAUUCACAAAUCUACGCAGGCAUUGGACAGAUAUAAUCACCAAUUGGUAAUUGGUAAUUUAUUACAAACCAGGAAUAAACAAGUGGUAUUUGUGGAUCAAAAAAAUAGAGAAGGUACAUGGAUUAAACUCGAUGGCAGUCAUAAAUCUAUUGAAGAGAUGAUUAUUCCAGAAGUCGUAAAACAUCAUGACCGCUGGAUUCUGACUCAAGAGAAUUAA